Blastomyces dermatitidis ER-3 is the source of this 423-nucleotide messenger RNA. RefSeq lists its product as uncharacterized. NCBI's taxonomy places the organism in Eukaryota, Fungi, Ascomycota, Eurotiomycetes, Onygenales, Ajellomycetaceae. The transcript has a single exon. The record is from RefSeq and is a predicted model, not a curated record. Bases 109 to 423 code for a protein of 104 amino acids.
GAAUAACAAGGAUGAUAUAGCUAGAUAGAUACCGAAAGCAGUAUUCAGGUAGUUGAAUACCUACAGGUUCUUAUAGUUUUGGGUAUUAGGAGAAAUAGAACAGUAGGAAUGGAGUCAGAGAACUCGUGGAGAUUCCUGGAUGAAGAGAUACAAAGACCAGAGCGAGAACGACGCGAAAGAGAUGAUGAAGAAGACGAAGAGGAAGACAACGAAGAAGAUGAAGCACCGUUGGAUGAGGCUCAAAAUCCGAGGCCAGAACGACGAGCAGGACAUGCUCGAUUAGGAAAGAAGAGAAAGUUUCCAGGGGGCUAUUGUCUGUGUGCUGGAGCUACCUCGCGACAAGUACAAAUUGGUAUGCACCAGGAGGUACCUAGGCGUGGCACUACAUAUCACUCCAAGUUCCUAUGGGAUGCCAGAGAAUAG